CAGCGGCCAUGAGUUUGAAAAGGUGCAGAUAGAUUAAAGUAUGUGAAACAGGGUAAACAUACAUCUAUUUAUAGCCUCCUUAUCGUCAAACAAACAGUGCAGCAACUGCAGUGUUCCCCAGCCAUCGGUGCGCACAGAGGAGGAGGAGGAGGAUGCUUUUGCUUUCAUUCUUUCAGGACCUUAGAGGCGAGGAAGUGAUUUGAAGUUGGAGGGCUCCAUCUGCACUGAGAGGUUUUGCUCUUCGGGUUUCUCUUUUUUUUGAGGGGGAGCUGAUGGAGUUUUCUGAGCACAUCAAGACCGCCAAUGUGGAGGAUGUUGUGCUCCGGCAGCCCCUGCACCCUCCGAGCCGAGGCGCCCUGUGCGUCACCGGCCACCACCUGCUCUUCUCGGUCAGAGAGGAGGAGGGAGGCUCAUCCCGGCAGGUUCUACUGCUCCUCAGGAACAUCGAUGCUACUGAGAAAAGUGUGGAAAAUCUUUCUGGCUAUUCCGGCCUCUUCUCUAACGCAGGCCGCGGUGAAAGGGUAUCUGGAUCAUCAGGGACGAUUACCAUCAAGUGCAAAGAUGUGCGAGUGCUCCAGCUGGACAUCCCAGGCAUGGAGCAGUGUCUCAACAUCGCACACUCUAUUGAGACCCUGUCCUGUCUGGACAGUGUGUCGGAGAUGUAUCCUUUCUUUUACAGACCUGCUGAUCUAAGCCUGCAGGAUCCAUGGGGUCUUUCAUCCCCUGAAAAGCACUACAGUCAAAUGAAGGAGCUGCAUGACAGGUGGAGACUGAGCACUGUGAACCAAGGGUACUCAGUGUGUCCCACCUACCCCCCAGCUGUCAUCGUUCCUAAAGAGAUAAACGAUGACAUGCUGCUAAAAGUGGCCAAAUUCCGACAGAGAGGACGUUUUCCUGUGCUCUGCUACUACCACAGGAAGAACGGCAUGGUUAUCAUGCGCAGCAGUCAGCCGCUGACGGGAGCCAAUAGGAAGCGCUGCAGGGAGGACGAGCUCCUCCUCCAGGUUGUGAUUGACAACUCAGACAAAGGUUACAUUAUUGACACCCGCUCUAGUCAGCAGGCUCAGCAGGCCCGAAUGAUGGGUGGGGGGUUCGAGUCCAAAUCGUGUUACACCGGCUGGAAGAGGCUGCACAGGCAGAUGGAAAGGGGUAAAGCCCUCCAGGAGAGUCUCAUUAAGCUGGUGGAGGCCUGUGGUGAUGGGUCCCACAAUAUGGACCGCUGGCUGAGUAAGCUGGAGAAUUCAAAGUGGCUGUCACAUGUCCAGACUGCUCUGGCAACUGCUGGUCUGCUGGCAGAGUGUGUGGAGAGGGACGGUCAUUCAGUUCUGGUUCACGGCUCUGAAGGGACAGAUUCUACUUUGCUCAUCAGCACUCUGGCUCAGCUCAUCAUGGACCCGAGCUGCCGCACACUGGAGGGCUUCCUGACUCUGCUGGAGAGGGAGUGGGUGCAGGCGGGACACCCGUUCCAGCAGCGAUGUGCCCACUCGGCCUUCUCCCAUAGUCGUCUCCAGCAGGAGUCCCCGCUCUUCCUGCUGCUGCUGGACUGUGUGUGGCAGCUGUGGCGUCAGUUCCCUCUGGCGCUGGGCUUCUCAGAGGCGCUGCUCCUCAGGCUGGCGACCGAGGCCUACGCCUCCAACUACGGCACCUUCCUGUGUAACAGCGAUCAGGAGAGGUGUUCUCUAGAGGUGAAGGAGAAGACUCACUGUUUGUUCCAGGCCCUGCUGAGGCCCAAGGAGAGAGAGCAUUACUCCAACCCCCUGUACGAGUGCACUGAGUUGGCAAUCUGGCCCUCGGUCCACCCUCAGUCCCUGCAGCUCUGGAGAGGCUUUUUUCUGAGGUGGACCCAACAGACUCGGCACCUGGAGGAGGCUCAGGAGGAAAUAAGAAACAUGGUCAUUGAGUGGGGGAAGGUGGUGCUCAGCUGAUGAACCCCCUGAAUAAGGAUGAAUGUUACAAACUGUGAUACGUGCCUUUUUGACUGUGGAAAUUUUCA
Messenger RNA from Paralichthys olivaceus (Japanese flounder), 1993 nucleotides. Its product is annotated as myotubularin-related protein 9. Gene Ontology annotation, biological process: phosphatidylinositol dephosphorylation; negative regulation of autophagy. Lineage: Eukaryota; Metazoa; Chordata; Actinopteri; Pleuronectiformes; Paralichthyidae. Gene Ontology annotation, cellular component: cytoplasm; membrane. The record is from RefSeq and is a predicted model, not a curated record. Gene Ontology annotation, molecular function: phosphatidylinositol-3-phosphate phosphatase activity.